This is a messenger RNA of Bacidia gigantensis, 1344 nucleotides long. RefSeq lists its product as uncharacterized. Gene Ontology annotation, cellular component: mitochondrion. The transcript is spliced from 3 exons. Gene Ontology annotation, molecular function: protein-arginine omega-N symmetric methyltransferase activity. The coding region runs from base 1 to 1344 and encodes 447 amino acids. Gene Ontology annotation, biological process: mitochondrial respiratory chain complex I assembly. The record is from RefSeq and is a predicted model, not a curated record. NCBI's taxonomy places the organism in Eukaryota, Fungi, Ascomycota, Lecanoromycetes, Lecanorales, Ramalinaceae.
AUGCGCCAAUGCCUCACAUCCCCAGAAGGUGGAUAUUAUACAACGAAGAAUCAAGCCAAAGAUCAAUUCGGACGAAAAGGAGACUUCAUCACUUCGCCGGAGAUAUCUCAAGUCUUUGGAGAGCUGAUCGGCAUCUGGCUGUACGCAGAAUGGAUGGCCCAGGGCAAGGUCAGCAAAGGUGUUGAAUUAGUAGAGCUGGGUCCUGGGAGAGGAACGCUGAUGGAUGAUAUGCUGCGGACCUUGAGCACUUUUCGACAGAUGCGUGCCAGCAUUGACUCGGUCUACUUGAUCGAAACGAGCCCUUCCCUUAGAGAGACGCAGAGACUAUUGUUAUGCGGAGAGGCCCCGUUCGAAACUGUCGAUAUUGGAAUUCGAAGCAUAAGCAAGUAUUCAGGCAUUCCGAUCACUUGGUGUGAAGACAUUCGCUUCGUACCAAAGGGGGCUACCAAAACGCCUUUCAUUGUAGCUCACGAAUUUUUUGAUGCACUUCCAAUACAUGCCUUUCAGUCUGUUCCACCGAGACCUAGUAACAGUGGAACAACACUUCAGACGCCGACAGGGCUAAUUCCAUUGUCAAACCAAUCGCCGCAGUCGAAACAAAACCAGUGGCGGGAAUUACUUGUCUCGACGGCACCUCCACCGAAUCUUGUAGUGCCUCACGCCGCUAGAAACCUCUCAGAUACUACCCCUGACUUUCAAUUGACCCUUGCUAAAGCCUCCAAUCCAACAUCGUUACUUCUACCAAAUCGCUCAGAACGAUACAAGACUCUCCUACAUCGUGCUGGCUCAACAAUUGAGAUCAGCCCGGAAUCACAUUCGUAUGUAGCGCAGAUUGCUCAGCGUAUAGGUGGAGCCCCGCCCAAUUCUACGACUUUACGAUCUCAAGACUCAAGUAGGCCCCUAGAGCAUAAAGCAACCCCCUCCGGCGCUGCUCUCAUCCUGGAUUAUGGCCCUUCUGGUACAGUUCCCAUCUCCACUUUCCGCGGCAUUCGCAGCCACAAAGUGGUCUCCCCAUUUUUUGCCGCUGGUCAAGUUGAUCUGUCCGCGGAUGUUGAUUUCACAGCUUUGGCCGAAGCGGCCCUGCAUUCCAGCUCUGGCGUCGAGGUGCACGGACCUGUCGAACAGGGAACUUGGUUAGAGGCAAUGGGUAUCAGAACAAGGGCAGAAAUGCUAUGCAAGGGAUUAGAAAGGGAUGAGGCCGGGAGGAAGAGAGUGGUUGGCGCAGUGGAAAGGCUAGUAGAGAGAGGCGGUGGAGGCAUGGGCAAACUGUAUAAGGUCAUGGCUAUCGUGCCAGAGCGCGGUGGCAGGAGGCCCGUUGGCUUCGGUGGCGAAAUUGGAGGAUAA